Daphnia carinata is the source of this 5056-nucleotide messenger RNA. RefSeq lists its product as uncharacterized. Lineage: Eukaryota; Metazoa; Arthropoda; Branchiopoda; Diplostraca; Daphniidae. Gene Ontology annotation, molecular function: mRNA binding; phosphatidylinositol binding; ubiquitin binding. Gene Ontology annotation, cellular component: mRNA cleavage factor complex; cytoplasm. The record is from RefSeq and is a predicted model, not a curated record. Gene Ontology annotation, biological process: termination of RNA polymerase II transcription. The coding region runs from base 173 to 4954 and encodes 1593 amino acids. The transcript has 14 exons.
CGCAAAAGCGAUUUUUCACAUCCGCCAUUUGUGAGCUUGGGAAUAGCACGUCAAACACAACGAUCUACCCUCUAGAUCAUUUCAACAAUUAAACGUCACCCUCAUCGGUUUCAUAGUAAAAAAUUGUUCGUCGAAUGUGGUAAGUUUUCAGAAUCCAGGAAUUGGCCUUAAAAUGGCGGGUGAAGCACAAAACAAUCCUCAACAGGAAGUCAUCGCCGAAGAAUACAUGUCGUCCCUGGCCGACUUGACGGUGAAUAGCAAGCCUCUCAUCAAUAUGUUGACCAUGCUGGCCGAGGAGAAUGUCGACUCUGCCCCAGUCAUCGUCAAAGUUAUUGAAAAGCAUCUAUCACAGGUGAAGCCGGAGAUGAAGUUGCCUGUUCUCUACUUGGUGGAUUCUAUAGUGAAGAAUAUUGGCGGCGCUUACACAUCGCUCUUCACGCAGAACAUCGUGUCUUCAUUUUGCAGUGUCUUUGAAAAGGUGGAAGAAUCGACGCGAGCCUCGAUGUUUAAACUUCGCCAGACAUGGUCGGACGUAUUCCCGCCUAAAAAACUUUACGCCUUGGACGUUCGAGUUAAGUCGAUCGAUCCUGCAUGGCCCGUCACUGCACCGCUACCUACAAGUAUUCAUCUUAAUCCCGCGUUCCUACCCAAGGAGGAACGCGUGGGAUAUAAACCCAAUUCAACUAGAAAGUCGAGUUCUAGCAGCGUUACCAAACCAACUAAGCCGGCCGCAAAAGUAGCACAACCGGCUGCCGUACCUACUGUGCCUGCAAGCGACCUUUGCGAAACAGAAAUGCGUGAAAGUCUUCUGAAGAAGCAAAAGGAACUGCUUGAACUUCAGCAAAAGAAAUUAGAAAUUGAGCUGCUGCAAACCAAAGCCAGACUCCAACAACAACAGAUACAGCUCAUCAGCACAGUUCAGAAAUCCCCACUCGAUGUGGCUAAUGGACUACCAAUUCCUGAAGAAACUCCAGCUUUCUUCGCUGCGAGUCCGUUAGAUGACACUAAUCUACCGGUUCCACCACCGUCCGAUGCCUUCACCGUUCCAGAACCGAUGGAAUUGGCCCUGACGCCUCCAGAUGUUAGCAUAGAAGAGCUGAUUAUUCAACAACCCGUAGCCAUAACCGAACCAGUGGAACCACACCACCGUUCCAGUCGUUCCCCGGAGAAGAAGACGGAAGCAAAAAAAGAGAAAAAAGAUAGGGAUAGGGACCGAGAUAAGGAACCUGGACGCAAGAAAUCACGAAAAGAUUCUGGCCAAGAGGAUUCUCGCUCCAAAUCCAAGGACUCCUCUCGCGCACGUAAAGGCAAGGAACAACACCAUCCCGAAAAUGUGAUCGUAUUAGACUCUGAGACUGGCAAGGGUCCGUCUGGUGAAGACGAGGUGGUAGUGGUUGGCGGACGAGCUGCUCCACAAUCCCGGAAUCAGCCCAACUUGCGAGAAGCAGCCAAGGCAAUGCCUCGCAUUCCAAAAAUCAGUCAACGCCACCCGUCUGCGACUGGCCCGUCAGCCCCACAAAGCCGUGACCCGCGAUUGAUGAUGCUCAAACCAAGUCAGGCUGAAAGGCGUAAAAUGGAAACCAUAAAGAAAGAAACCGUGGUCGAACCCAAGAAAAGACGAACCAAUCGUUUUGACGAUUUGUUUGGUAACGAAGACAUCGAUUUAAGAAAAGUGCCUGCCGUUCCAGUUAUCCCUGCAGUUCCAGGCGUGGUCAUUCCACCUCCAUUAGCAACCCGAGAAAGUCCGCCACGAGGACCAUGGCCACCAUCAAAACGAGGUCAUGCUGCCCCUCGUGGUCGAGCAGCCUGGCCUAGCCGAGGAGGACGUGGUGGACGAGGAGGCCUUCGUGAAGAAGAAGAAAGAGAACAGGAUGGCAGCGGUUCACCUCGCAACAUGGACUACAUUUUGGAACAAGCCAAGGAAAAUCAUCGCAACGGAGUCAUCAACGACGGCGAGUACAGCACCAUCAUUCGCCAAGUCUUCCAAAUGUCGGAAACGAAGAUGAUUCGUGAAGUUCAACGUCGCGAGUCAUUCUCUGGUCCUCCGGGUCCGCAUGGUCCACACCCCGGCAUGGAACAUGAUUUUCGCUUCCCCGGUCGAGAUCUUCCGCCCGGACCGCCUGGACCGCCUUAUGGUCUUGAGCCAUAUGGUCCUGAACCCUUUGGCCCUGAGCCUUUCGGUCCUGAACAAGACAGAGGAUGGAAUGAUCCCCGUCGAGGUGGUGGCUUCCCGCCUGGUGGACCAUUCCCUCCUGGCCCAGGUCGUAUGCAACGUUUUGAUAUGAUGCAGCCGGGUCGUGGUCACCAUGGCCCAGGUGGUAUGGGUCCGAUUAACUCUGCUUUUGAGGUUAGGCCAGAUGAAGACAUGAAAACCAUCCCAAUCGAUAACAUACCUCGCGAAAUUCGCUUCUAUGGAGACAAAGCAAUCAUUCUUAUGGCCGCCGAUGACCCCCGUCUCCUUGGUUUUCAGACUUGCGUUCGACGCGUUUUGCUUGAUAAUAUGCCUGUAGAUUGUACGGUUGGUAAUGACUACGUGGAUUUCCAUUUCGACGGACAACUCCAUAAAAUUAAAAUAGGAGCACCUACCAGAGAACUAUAUAUUGAUGGAACCUGGUAUGAGUGCAUGUUUGGUGGGCCACCUAUUACAGUUAAUUUGAGCGGCCGUCCAGUACAGGCGAUUUUGGAAGGUCCACCUCCCACCGUAAAAAUUGGCACCGAACGUCGAUUGGAUCUUUUGGCUGGCCGUGUAACAAUGAUCAUUGAUGCCCAUAGUGUCAUCCCUGUUUAUUUAGAUCUCAAACUGCAGCACUUUGAAAUGGAUGGCAAAGUCUUCACUUUGCAAUUCAAAGAUGCACUGCGUACAGCGGUGGUUGACGGUAAUCCGUACAGUGUUGACUUUGGUGGUUUGCCUAUGGGUAUCUACCUUGACGGUCGCAAGCAUUUUGUUCGCUUCUCGUCACUCCCACGUGGUGUUGAACCCGGCCGUGUUCUACAACCUCUUACUCAAAGUGAAGAAAAUCGCCGUGCUCUGGAUGAAGAGAAAACCGCUAGUCAAACUCCUCCAUUGAGUACGGUCAAUAUUGGUGAACUCUUGUCCAAGUUGGUGGCCACUGGCUUGUUACCCGGUACUACACCUGAAGUUGCGAAACCGGCGCCUGUUAAACCUGAAAUAAAACAAGAAGAGUUGAAAAUGCGAGUGGUUGAUUUAACUGAUUCCGAGAGCAUGAAAGUCCGUCCCAAUGUCGCGAUAUCCAUGCUCUACAGUGGCAUGCAAUGUGGCAGUUGCGGGUUACGAUUCCCUGCCGAUCAGACGGUGCGUUACAGCACUCAUCUUGAUUGGCAUUUCCGACAAAACAGACGAGAAAAAGGCGCAUCGAAACGGCCUCAAAGUCGUAAAUGGUAUUGCAGCGUUUCCGACUGGAUUCAGUUUGAAGAAACAGAGGGUUCCGAGGAAAAACGAUUGAAUUGGUUCGAAGCUCAAGCGAAAGAAAAGUCAGAGAAAGAUGGAGAGCGAAUUGGAGAUGAAUCAACUUCCAGGGAAGAGAGUACUUCAGUUGCAGUUGGCAGUGCCCCCGAAGAGAAUAAAUGCUUCGUGUGUCAUGAAGAACUAGACCAGUUUUUCCACGAAGAAAGUGAAGAGUGGCACUUGAAAGAUGCUGUUCGCGUUGAAGGAAUAACCUUUCAUCGUUUGUGCUAUCGGGACCAUCUCACCAACAUGGAAACUGGAGCUUAUUCCCCCUCCGAUGCUUUGGAUGAAUAUCAAUCGGGUAACGAAGAAGGAGGCAAAAGUUCCUCCGAGGAUGAAAAACAGGCAUCAUGUGAGGAUGAACCUGCAUUCGAAUUGCCAGACACGAAAAAAGAUGAAACUGAUAAAGACCUUAUGGAUAUGCAUGUCAGUCUGUCAGAUAUAAACACUGGACUUCCUUUCCUUGAAACAGAACCGAUCAAAAUGGAAAAGAUUGAAGAGGUGAUAUCACAAGAACAAAUUGUCGGCUUAAAUAUCAAAACAGAACCUGUUGGCAAUGAGAUGCAGUUCGAAGUUAGCGUUACUCAGAGCGAACCGGUUCAACCUGAACGAGCCGUCGAAACGAGUUCAUCGAGUAGUGUAAAAACCGAGGCGCUAGACGUUCUUGAAAGUGAUUAUUUACCGAUUGCAACGAGUCAAGAAAUAGGACCCACCAGUUAUGAUCCUAAUCAGACGGAUUUCACAAACAUACUCGAAGAAGAAAUCAGUAAAAUUUGUACUGUCAGUGUGUUAAAAGACGAUGCAGACCUGCUUGAAAGUUUGGACGAAGUUAAAGCAAGUGAAGUAGAAAGUUCGGAUGCCAUUGAGGAAAGCAUAGUGGAAAGUUUGAAUGUGAUCAGCGACAGCGAAAAUUUGCAUCUUAACUUGGCUGAAGUACGCGAGAAUGAAAAUCUACUUGAUGACAUGGACGAAGCUCCUCGAAAUGUUCAGGAGCCGAUAGACAAAAUGGAAUCUACAGAAGUUUUAGAAGGAUCAAGUUCUCCAGCCACGCUUGCUCCUCGAAUUUCCGAAGAAAUCGAAUGUCGAGACUCGAUCUUGAGCGAAGAAACUGAACCGAUUGUUGAACCUGUGGUUGCGGUUGUUCAGACUCCCACGGUGAACUCUUCGCUUGAUGGCAAUGUUGAAAUGACCAACAAACAACCUGCUCCAGCGCCUACUGCUGGAAUUAAAAUUAAAAUUAACCUCUUCAAUAAAGCGUCAACUAUUGCAUCUACAGUACAACAGGUUGUGCCCCCCACACCCCCACCAUCCGAGACGACGUUAGUUCCUUCGGCCGCGAAUGUACCAGAAAAUAGUAACAAACCAUUAAUUCCUACUGCUGACGAAAACGCUGUGAAUAACAAGCCAAGAUUGGCUGGCCGAAAAUUAACGGUACUCCCUCCUAUGACUAAAGGUGUUGAGACCUCCGGACUUUGUUCCAUUAUGUAAAAAAUUUACCAUUCUUGCGGAUAUUGUUAAACCUGAACGAUACGCUGUAAAUAUCGUAAGCAGUGUGGUAUGAAUAAACGUCUACUUUGUUUAUUUUUUAAA